Daucus carota subsp. sativus is the source of this 1197-nucleotide messenger RNA. RefSeq names its product probable protein phosphatase 2C 75. The record is from RefSeq and is a predicted model, not a curated record. Gene Ontology annotation, biological process: peptidyl-threonine dephosphorylation. NCBI's taxonomy places the organism in Eukaryota, Viridiplantae, Streptophyta, Magnoliopsida, Apiales, Apiaceae. Gene Ontology annotation, cellular component: nucleus. Bases 1 to 1197 code for a protein of 398 amino acids. The transcript is spliced from 4 exons. Gene Ontology annotation, molecular function: cation binding; protein serine/threonine phosphatase activity.
AUGUCUGAGAACUAUGAUUCUCCACCCCAUUCUAACCCUUUCUCUCAAUGUCCGCCAGAUAAAGAUAGAGCCUCGUCUGAACCACGUUUGCUGCCUCUAUUUCCGGUAGAGGUGCCAGAUGCCCAUCAUUCUGGUUCUACUAAUUACCCUCUUAGUCUGCCUCAAUCACCCCAAGAAACAAUUCCAUCACAAUUGUUGUCCCCUCCAAUCCCAAGGGAACCUUUUUGUGGAAGUGUGUGUCUGAUUGGAAAGAGCCAACAUAUGGAAGAUGCCAUCUCUAUUAUUCCCCAGAUAUUAGGGUCACUAAGACCUUCUGCACCAUAUCAUCUGCAUUUUUACGGUGUUUUUGACGGACAUGGGGGAAGUCUUGUUUCAGGUUUUUGUCAGGCUCAAAUGCAUCAAAUGGUGCUAGAAGUACUUCUGACACGAACAUCUGAAAUACAGGGAAUAGCAACUGCGUCCGUAGACUGGUGGGACAUACUAAUGACGAGGAGCUUUAGAAAUAUGGAUGGGUUGGUACUUAGGACUUGCCCUUGUGGGGAACUUGGGGUUAACUGUGGAAACCAUUCCACACAAACACAGUCACAAUAUUCUGAGUUUGUCGGAUCGACAGCUGCAGUGGUGCUUCUGUCAGAUAAUCAGAUUAUAGUAGCUAAUUGCGGAGACUCGGGUGUUGUUCUAGCUAACAAUGGAAAUACUGUUCCACUCACCCAUCCUCAUAAGCCUGACUGUCCGGACGAAUGGGCAAGGAUUGAAGAACUUGGAGGACCAAUAAGUAGAUCUACUGAUGGGAGAGUCAGAAUCAAUGAUCAUUUGCUAACCACCACUCGCGCAAUUGGAAAUAGGCAUCUAAAAAAGUAUCUCAUUCCGGACCCGGAAGUUACCUUGAGAACGAGGGAUUCUAAAGAUGAGUUCUUAAUCAUUGCUAGUGCUGUGUUCUGGGAUGUGGUUUCAACUGACACAGCUUGUCAUGUGGCCCGGGGUUGUUUCCGCCACUCCCAUCCACCUUACUAUGCUAAUGCCGACGAUGCAAAUGGUGAGCCUCAUCAUUUUGACACUUUAGUACCAUCUCUGUCCUUAAUGUAUCCAUCACCAAGUGCAACAGCAGCCGCAAUACUUUCCCGUAUGGCUGGUAUACGAGGAAGUGAAGAUAAUAUAAGCGUGAUUGUUGUUGAUCUCAUGAACAAUAGGUCUUGA